AUGGCUCAGGACAGGUACGCCGGGUAUCCCCGGUUUCCGGGACGAAGAAGCGUGGUACAUUCAGCUAAUGGAAUGGUUGCCUGCACCCAGCCCUUGGCGGCAGAAGCUGGCCAGAGGAUCUUGAAAAUGGGAGGCAAUGCUGCGGAUGCCGCCAUUGCAGUGGCCGCUGCCAUGAACGUGACCGAGCCUGCAUCGACUGGACUGGGUGGCGAUAUGUUUUGUCUCUACUUUGACGCUGCCACGGCCAAGGUCUCAGCCCUCAACGGCUCUGGUCGAAGUGCAAAGAACAGCAGCCUCGCCCGGGUUAAAAACGAACUGGGUCUAACAGCGGAGAGCAGAGGAAAGAUCCCUAUAAACAGUCCUCUGGCUGUAACGGUCCCUGGUGCGGCAGCAGGAUGGGUAGACGCAUUCGAGAGAUUUGGCAGCGGCAAGUUGACGCUCGCACAAGUUUUAGACCCCGCCAUCGAGCUCGCAGACGAUGGAUUCCCUGUCAGUGAGAUUUCGGCACAUAUGUGGAAAACAAACGAAAGUGAUUUGAAGAAGGCCUCCGACAACUACAUGGGUAUAUUGAAGCAAGAUGAGAGUGCCGAUGGUCAGGCCCGAGCGCCUCGAGCUGGCGAAAUCUUUCGCAAUCCCGACUUGGCCAAGACACUGAGGACUCUUGCAUCGGAGGGCAAGGAGGGCUUCUACAAAGGUUGGAUUGCCAAAGCCAUUGUCGACACUCUCAAGGACAAAGGAAGCCACCUGGAACUUUCUGACCUGGAAGACCACACUGCUCACGGCACCGAAGCCCCCGAGGCCAUCUCCCUCAAAUUUGGUGGCUUUGGGGUUGGGUCCGACAAAGACAAGUGCGUUGAACUGUGGGAACAUCCUCCCAAUGGCCAAGGCAUUGUCGCACUCAUGGCGUUGGGCAUUCUAGAGCAACUGGAGCGAGCCGGCAAGAUCCCAACUUUUGGGCUAGACGAUCAUAACACGUCUACAUACCUUCACGCUGUCAUUGAAGCCCUCAGAAUCGCCUUUGCUGACGCUGUCUGGUGGGUGACCGAUCCAGAAACCAGCCCCAUCUCGCCAGCUCAAAUGAUCUCUCCAGAGUAUCUCGCGACACGGGCGAAGCUAUUCAACAGCGACAAGGCAGGCGUAUUUUCUGAAAGCCAGUUUGGACCCAGCCCUGCUCAGAACCACAGCGAUACCGUCUACUUUGCGGUGACAGAUCGCGAUGGCAACGCCAUGAGCUUCAUCAAUUCUGUUUUUCGCGAGUUUGGCUCAGGUAUUGUGCCGACAGGAUGUGGCUUCACCCUACAGAACCGCGGAGGUGGCUUCGAUCUUGGGCCGGAGGACCACCCCAACAUUUACGCUGGGGGAAAGCGUCCCUAUCACACCAUCAUUCCGGGUCUCGUGACACACGGCGACGGCGCAGCUCGCCAGCUGGGAUAUGUGUAUGGUGUGAUGGGAGGUCUGAUGCAACCCCAGGGCCACGUUCAAGUUCUCUUGAACACUGAGGUAUUCAAGAUGAACCCGCAGCAAGCCAUCGAUGCCCCCAGGAUAUGCAUCGCUGCCGCAGUGAAAGACCAGCCGACGGUCAUUUUUGUGGAAGAUGGGAUUAGCGAGGGUGUCGUGGAGGAACUCCGGGCCAAAGGCCAUGAUAUCAAGGUAAUGAAGGAGUGGGCACGGGUCUGGUUUGGGCGAGGCCAGAUCAUCAAGCAAUCCAUUGAUAAAGAUUCUGGCAAGCGUGUGUAUCACGCUGGAAGUGAUGGGAGAGGUGAUGGUUUGGCAAUGCCAGUGUAA
Clonostachys byssicola is the source of this 1785-nucleotide messenger RNA. Lineage: Eukaryota; Fungi; Ascomycota; Sordariomycetes; Hypocreales; Bionectriaceae. The record is from the annotation of a GenBank genome assembly.